UAUUAUAUUGGAGUCGUCUAUCACAUGAAUGUGAUGGUGAAUUAGACUCAUAAAUGAACAAUGCUUGCUUCAUCUAUCGACUGUAUCACUCAUGAUGAGGUACUUGUUUCUUGUUAUCCUAAUACUUGGUGGCUUUCCUUCCCUGAAAGGAAGUCCGGGACUAUUUUCACGUGUCAGAGAGUGGCUAGAGACAAGAAGAGCCUGUAGCUGUGACUGCCCCGUUUAUUUUGACACAGUUUGUGGGUUUGACCAUGACAAUGGGUACGUGCUGGCUGACAACAUGUGCCUCAUGCUGAGACACAAUCAAUGUCACAAGACAAAUUACGUGAGAGUGGAUGAUUCAAUUUGUGAAGAUUUGCUCAACGUUACUCAACACUUUGUACCACCUUUACUGAUAGUUACCAAAAGUAUUCUGUAGUUCUAUAGUAAUAAUAUUAUGUUUUCAAUGAAAAAUGC
This is a messenger RNA of Homalodisca vitripennis (glassy-winged sharpshooter), 456 nucleotides long. RefSeq lists its product as uncharacterized. Lineage: Eukaryota; Metazoa; Arthropoda; Insecta; Hemiptera; Cicadellidae. Gene Ontology annotation, molecular function: protein binding. The record is from RefSeq and is a predicted model, not a curated record. Bases 92 to 418 code for a protein of 108 amino acids. The transcript has 3 exons.